AUGCGGGCGUUUCGUUCCUUAACCAGCCUCUUCCGGAGAAAUGUGUCCCAGGAAGUACUAGCUCCCAAUACAGCUAACUCUAAGCUCCCAAGUUCCCCCCUCCAGCAACCGAUAGUAUGGAUAGACUGCGAGAUGACAGGUCUUGAUAUCUACAAUGACCAUAUCGUGGAAAUAUGUUGUAUUAUUACAGACCAAAAUCUUGAGGUGGUUGACGAAGGAUAUGAGUCAGUGAUUCAUUACGAUAAUGAUGUGAUGAGUAAGAUGAACGAAUGGUGCAUAGAACAUCAUGGAACGAGUGGUCUGACAAAGAAAGUUCUUGAAUCUACUAAAACUUUACCGCAGGUCGAGUCAGAACUUCUGAGCUAUAUUUCCCAGCAUAUCGAACCAAACACUGGUGUCAUGGCUGGAAACUCGAUCCAUAUGGAUAAAUUUUUUAUGUACAGAGAAUUUCCCAAAGUUAUCGACUAUUUGUUUUAUCGUCUGAUAGACGUCAGUACGAUCUAUGAGGUAUGCAAGAGGCACAACCCAGCUCUUUUGAGAACUGCACCAAGGAAAAAGGCAGCACAUACUGCCAAGGCUGACAUUUUGGAGAGUAUUCAACAGCUCAAGUGGUUUCAGACUCAUUAUUUGAAGAGCGGCUAA
This is a messenger RNA of Komagataella phaffii GS115, 642 nucleotides long. Its product is annotated as RNA exonuclease, required for U4 snRNA maturation. Bases 1 to 642 code for a protein of 213 amino acids. The record is from RefSeq and is a predicted model, not a curated record. The transcript has a single exon. Gene Ontology annotation, molecular function: nucleic acid binding; 3'-5'-RNA exonuclease activity. Gene Ontology annotation, cellular component: mitochondrion. Lineage: Eukaryota; Fungi; Ascomycota; Pichiomycetes; Pichiales; Pichiaceae.